UCUUAUAAGGUCGGACCCAUUCGGAAACGCGAUGGAGACGUGGAGUACCUCGAAAGCCUGGACGUGCUGCUCGUGCCGCAUGACUUUAGUCUAACAUGCAGCGCGAUGUGGCAGGCAAUGGUGCAAGUCCAUCAGCGACCGGGCCGAGAGCAGUACCGAGGCCCGGUCGACGUGCUUAUCCACUUGGUGACUCGAAGAUACGUCGAAGCUGGGAGGACGGUCAUGGUGUGGCGAGCGAUGACUGAAGGCGAGGACGAGUUCUCGGGCAUGCAUUCGGAUGAAUUUGGAUGGUGCGUCAUUCGACCGAACCAAAGCAAUCCAACGAUGCCGACUGUCAUGGAAACGUUUGCGAGGUUUAUUCCGAUGUCCGUUGCUAGCCAUGUCGAGGAUAAGGCGCAUGCCGACCAAUUCGCCAUGUUUGUCGUCACGUCGGGGGAAGAUGACGGAGCGGAGAUCUCGCGCAUGAUGGAAGCACUUCUACUCGAUGAUUCG
Phytophthora sojae is the source of this 492-nucleotide messenger RNA. RefSeq lists its product as hypothetical. The annotation marks the transcript as partial. The transcript has 2 exons. NCBI's taxonomy places the organism in Eukaryota, Oomycota, Peronosporomycetes, Peronosporales, Peronosporaceae. The record is from RefSeq and is a predicted model, not a curated record.